UCUGGGGUAUCAUUGCAGCUUUGAAGCUUAAACUUGAGUGAUGAUGGAACAUUCCCGGUAUUAUUUUGAGCUGCAUUACUGAUAAAUUCUGGACUUUUCUUCUUAAUAUAUCAAUCUAUCACUAUCCACGAUGGCUCGUGUUCAAGAGGAAGAAGGAGAAGGACAUCAAGAGUCCCAACCGGAAUUAUACUCACCAAUUUAUUUUCCCCGUCGUCCUGCACCUGUUGAUGUCGCAAAGUAUGUUUCUUUUUCACCGUCUUUUAAUUCCGAUUCUGAUUCCAUCUACAUCCAUGUUCCCCUUUUAUAAUAACCUCCAAGUUAUCAUAUCCAGCUUACAAACUCGUUCUAGCUACCACGGUGAAUCUGUCUUCUGCACACCCCCACUCUUCGGCCCCCUCCUCUUCGAUAAUGUCGACAGCGAUUGUCGCGAUCAUUGCGCUAAUGAACGAACCUUCCUGUCUUACCUACGCCUUUCCAUCUACAUGACCAUUGUCUCUUUAGCCAUAGUUCUCUCUUUCCACCUAAAGUCAACACCCACACAGCUUGAGCUGCGUAUGGCCCAACCUCUUGGCAUAAUCUUUUGGGUGCUAUCUCUCGUUUGCUUGGCUUUAGGGUUUGGAAAUUAUAUGAAGACGGUUAAUAAGUAUAGUCGGAGGGUGGCUAUUGUGCAGAGUGGAUGGAAGACGCAAGGGGUGAGUGGUUGUUCUUUUCUUUUGCUGCCUUCAUUUGGUGGGCUUCGUAGAGGAGGUGUUUCCUAGUAGCAUCUCAGUAGCGUGGUUGAUAUCCAUUUAAGGGAAAAGUUGAGAAGACUUUGAAAGCUGGUUAAAAAGGUCUCUAAUGCAGACGUUCCAGCAUCUAAAGCAUCUAAGAAGAAUCAAGCGCCGUCUACCUGUUAUUAGACAGCAACUACGAAUUGAUAUGCUAACUUUAAAUCCUCUGUAGGUUCUCACGACAGUCGCAGUUGCAAUAAUAGCAGUCUGUGUUUUAUUUCUGGCAACAAGUUCAAAACGAACCUAGUACAGUAUAAUGGGCAGAGAUCUUAGGCGAGUAUAAGGGCCUUAGACAAUCUCAUGCUCAUUACAUCAUGACACACACACUCUCUACGUUAUUUUCUAUCAUGCAGCAAGGACAUAACGUCCAAACCUAUUAUACGUAUUACUUCAGAAUUUGAUUAUUUUAAGCCGUUGAUUCUUGUCAUAAAGCUUGGUAGAUAUUUGACUUCUGGACUCCAAGUCGUAGCAAAGUCGUAACUCGAAGUGCCUGGAGGAGGCCGAAGGUUUCAUCGAAGCUGCUACAGCGAGAAUAAAACUUACGCGUGAUCAAGCACAAACAGCCAGUCAUUUUGACAAGCAUCUGAUCAGGUUCGAGUAAAUUAGAAAUCCAGUAAAGCGAAGGCUUGAGAGUACAGGAGUAGUGAAGAAAUGAAGGAAGGAAUGGCAAAUGAGUAUUCUCGAAACUCUUUGUAGAAACUCCUAAAUUUUCUCAACAGUUCUAGUUCGUGCAAUCGUUCGGCGGAAGCUCACCUGGAGCUAAGUUUACGAAACUCUGAAAUCAACAACGCCAGAAGUCUUCAAGGAGCACAAUGGGAGCAAAACAUACCUGCUGUCAGGUAGGUAUUUACGGACUCUAGCUUUCAAUACUCACUCCUCAAUGCAACAAAAUAGUUCGAGUUUUAAGAGGAGUAUCAAAUCUAUUUCUGGCAUUAGAUGCGGUUGUAGUAUUCAAUGUAUUUGGCAGUUUUAAUCGAUUUAA
Sclerotinia trifoliorum is the source of this 1752-nucleotide messenger RNA. The record is from the annotation of a GenBank genome assembly. Lineage: Eukaryota; Fungi; Ascomycota; Leotiomycetes; Helotiales; Sclerotiniaceae.